AACCCGGAAGAACGGGUUAGGGUUGUUCCGUGCUGAUGCGCCCUCCUCACCGGCCAGGGGCGCUACAGCUCCUCCCAGCAGCAGAAGAAGAGCCGUCCGCGUGACCCCUGAGAUGCAAAGAGCCGGUCCAUGGGUGUAAGUCGACUGGAUGUGUUCUACAGACAGCUUCUCCUCACCAAACUCUUCAUUGGGGGAUGGGGGAAGCCCGAAGAUCUCAAAAGAAUCUUUGAGUUUCGAAAGAUCAUUGGAGACCGAGAGAAAUGCAAGACUCUGGUUCCUGAGGACUACCCAGUUUACAUAAACAAGACCGAGGAACUGGCUGACUGUCACAUCCAUGAUGGCUUCUUCUUCUCCCCUCUGGAGCACUUGGUUCCGGGAAUUCUUCCACCAGAGGCGGUCAAAGCCAGGUUCCAGUUCAUUGUUCCUAAGAGGUGGCAGAAGAAUCGACCAGUGUGCAUCCAGUUAGCAGGAACAGGAGACCACUUUUUUUGGCGGCGUCGGACCCUUAUGGCCAGGCCCAUGGUCAAAGAGGCAGGGAUGGGUUCACUGCUUCUGGAGAAUCCUUAUUAUGGCUAUCGGAAACCCAAAGACCAGCUGCGCUCCUGUCUGAAGAACGUGUCAGACCUGUUUGUGAUGGGAGGAGCGUUGAUCUUGGAGUCGACCGUGCUCCUCCGCUGGCUGGAGAGGGAGGGAUACUGGCCUCUGGGAAUGACUGGGAUCUCCAUGGGAGGAUAUAUGGCUUCCUUGGCGGUGACCAACUGGCCCAAGCCCAUCCCUCUGAUCCCCUGCCUGUCCUGGUCCACUGCCUCCAGCGUCUUCACCACGGGCGUGCUGAGUAAAGCGGUGAACUGGAGACAGCUGGAGAAGCAGUAUGCUGUUAAUUCAGUGUACGAAGAGGAGAUCAUAAACCUGCUGGAGUACUGUGGGGCGGAUUCAUUUAAAAUGAGGAACCUGCCCCCACUGGAAGAUCUGCUGAACCUCUCUGAGGAGUUAGGAGUGUCAGCAGGCCAAGAUCCUAAAGAACCGAUCCAGUCUCAGUUCGGUGGAAGUUCUGAAGGGGGUCGGACCGACGUCUUCGUAUCAUCAGCUGGUGAUGGACCAAACAGAGACACCCUGCUGAGAAGCUUCAGUCUCCACAGACCCAGGAUGAAGAGCAGCCCGGCCCGGUGCUACAGACCGACUCUUCACUUAGAAUCAAUCAGCUUCAUGAAGGGAGUGAUGGACGAGUGCACCCACAUGGCCAACUUCUCAGUCCCUGUAGACACCGGUCUUAUAAUCGUGGUCCAGGCCAAGGAGGACGCCUACGUUCCUCGUACUGGGGUCCUCAGUCUGCAGGAGAUCUGGCCCGGAUGUGAGGUCCGAUACCUGAGUGGAGGACACAUCAGUGCGUACCUGUUCAAACAGAACUUCUUCAGGCAGGCCAUCUACGACGCGUUUAACAGGUUCAGCCUAAAGUAUCCAAAUCUGCACUGAUCCAGGAGAGCAGAACCUUGUCCCAGAACAAGCGGACCGGACCGGACCGAGGAGAAAGUGCUGUGAGCCUCAACAUGGGUCUGAGCAGAGCAGGGGCUUAGUGAGGUAUUCCCAACAAAGAGCCUGGUCUCGUCUCGGUACCCGGACCUGGAGAACACCGGUCCCGUUCUCAGCUGGUGUGAGGCUCAUACUUCCAUGUCCUAGUUUUUUUCCUGACAUCAGAAUCUUCUGAAUUCCAGAACCAGAUGUGAUCAGCGCUGAACGAAGGUUCUGAUGAAGAGUAAAUUAUUGACGAUGACCUUUGAUUAUUAUGAAAUCCUGUUUGAGCUCAUUAAUAAAGUGGUAUUUUAAAGAGAA
This is a messenger RNA of Nothobranchius furzeri (turquoise killifish), 1830 nucleotides long. The record is from RefSeq and is a predicted model, not a curated record. Lineage: Eukaryota; Metazoa; Chordata; Actinopteri; Cyprinodontiformes; Nothobranchiidae.